AUGCUAUCAUAUGCUAUUUUUACGAUCGUUGCCAUCCUGUGGCUGGUCUAUCGCUUGGCUCUGUUUUUAGGAAUUCCUGUGUGGCGAAUCGUGUCGACCUUGGGACUUCAAGUUCCGCAAACGACAAGAGUGUCAAUUGAUGAGAUCACAGAGGAAACUAUUACAGUUCGAUGGGAAAAUGAGCCCACCAAUGCCACGGAGAAAGAAAGCGCGUCAAUUUCUCGUUACAUCCUCUACCUGAAUAACGUCAAGAUUGGAUCGAUUCCAAAUAUUCCAACAUCUCUCUACACAUGUUGCUCACUUAAGAAUCUCUUGCCACAAACACAAUAUCAGUUCGAUUUUGUUUGUGUGAAUAAAGAUGGUUUCAUGAACAAAGUGCCAGCUAUUUACGUUAUGACCAAACCGAAGAGCCCUAAAAAGCAUGAUAGUCAAAUAAGCGCGGAAGAAGUUGACACAAAUCUACUAGUAGCGUCGAACUUUCCUGCUGACACGAAAUGGAGAAAAAGCCAAGUAGCGGUAUCAACUGAAUCUCCAACCUCUUAUGCAAGUCUAACAUCGCUCCAAGACCUGGAUGAUUUUUCCAUAACCGAUUUAAAAUGUAUUUUGGUUUGUGCACAAGAAGAUUUACAUGACGUCCUGCAGCAAGAAGCUUCUAUACUACAAGAUUUCCACGAGAGCGAGGUUCAACUGCGACUUGAACUGGAUAACUUAAAAGCUCAGUGGGCACAUGAAAUCGAUCUGAGGAAAAGCCUCAAGUCCAGUAUCAAAUCUCUGGAAAACUCCAAGUUACUUUACGAUUUGAAGCGUGGCAAACUAGACAAAAACAUUGAUCAGAGUGUGAACAAAAUAAAGAAAAUGAAAACUGAUAUGAUCAAAUGGGACCAAGAAAGAAAGAAUCACUUGAGGCAAGAAAAUCUGCAGGAGAAGUUUAACAACGAGAAAAAGUCGCUGCUUGAAAGAAUUGAUGAGGUUUCUAAGCAGGUAAAGGAACUUCAUUCUCGGGUGGCUAGUCAGGAGGAAGAGAAUAAAAGGCUGAACUCUGUCAAAAAAUCUUUGGACUCUACCCAAAGUGCAUUGCCCACGAGUGCAUCCGCUAGCGCAAACACGUCUAAAAGAAACAGUCCUGUUGAAAACGGGAACUCGGGUCUCAACAUGAAUUUCAUAGCCAAAAGAAUAAACGAGUGCACAAACGAGAAGACUGGUAUUCUGAAUAACGUCGGCCAGGAGUUUUUAAAUUCUCUGGGUGAGAACUCAGCAGUUUGCGCGCUUUUGAAGGAUGAAAUCAAGAAAGAUCUGAACUCAGAAAAUCAAUGGAGAGCAAGAAAGUUGAAAAUGAAGAAACGGAAUGAACUAAUGGAGUCUUUAUGGUCAGAGAUCAGUAUGAAAAACAGAGAACUCAUGGCUGGUCUUGCCGCUCAACCUUAUACAUCAGCUCGUCAAGCGCCCUCACCAAACGGUAGUGCGCCAGCGUUGGCUUUGCAUGACCCUAGCACAUAUGUGUCUGCCGACACCAUGCAUGAGCAAUCAGCGUUCGGUAAUGAGUCUUUCCGGCACGCUUCUCCGCCUCCUAAUACCACACAGGCUUACACCAAUUGGAAUAUCCACCAACCAAAUGGCCAACAGAUAGAGGCAGGGGGUGAGGAUCAGCAGUUUGACUACGAUAACGCGCAUCACUUGUUGAGUGGAUUGCAAAACAUGAUUUCGGAGGAGGACUACCAAGCCACAAAUGUCAGUACUUCAAAGCUUUAUACUACCGAUGAACUAGACAAUUACUGGAGCCGCCAAACCGCCCCCGAGAUGAUUCCUCAUCGCGCCCAAGAGCACUACUCGACACAGCCCUCAAAUCUCCCCCUGUUGUCACCUACUUCCAUCUUAGAGAAUCCUGACAAUUCCCAUCACAUGAGAAUAAUGAGCAACGAGUCUUUUGCUCCUGUGUCCGUUUCGCAAGACGAGGACUUGUCGAUGUUUGCUCACACACCAAUUGUUCAAAGAGAUGACGUUAUUUCAUUUGGCUCUGGUUACAACAACGACCCGGCAUUGAGAACCUCGCCUCUACCAUUACCAAUGACGGAAGAUUUCACCAAAGAUAACUUGUUUGGUUCAGGUCACUUCAAUGCUAUAUGGAAUAAUUCUCAUACCGGGGAGACUCCAAGUUCUCCAGUCGUAGAGAAGCUAGGUACCCCGAAAUCGCAACAUACCAGAAGCAACAGUCGUGGAAGCUGGAGCUUGCCUCACUUUAUGCAGAAGUCUCCCAACGGUAAAUCAGAAUCUAAAAACAACAGCGGCGGCUCAUCAAAUGGUGAGGCCAAAGAUCGGGAAUCUCAUGGUGGCGAACGCCGCAUGUCCAAACUGCUUACAAAAAGUGGCAUGAAUCAUUUGUUCAGAUCGCCUACUCAUGAUAAUUAA
Lachancea nothofagi CBS 11611 is the source of this 2406-nucleotide messenger RNA. NCBI's taxonomy places the organism in Eukaryota, Fungi, Ascomycota, Saccharomycetes, Saccharomycetales, Saccharomycetaceae. The record is from the annotation of a GenBank genome assembly.